Messenger RNA from Diaporthe citri, 1404 nucleotides. RefSeq lists its product as uncharacterized. The record is from RefSeq and is a predicted model, not a curated record. NCBI's taxonomy places the organism in Eukaryota, Fungi, Ascomycota, Sordariomycetes, Diaporthales, Diaporthaceae. Gene Ontology annotation, molecular function: glycosyltransferase activity. The transcript has a single exon. The coding region runs from base 1 to 1404 and encodes 467 amino acids.
AUGGGUAGCACUGAGCCAAAGCCUCUGAUAUUGGCCAUUGCCGGAGCCGCGGUAGGGCACUUUGUUCCUGCCCUUCAGAUCUGUCAGCACCUCGUGUCUAAGGGAUACGAUGUCAGCAUACUUCAAGCAUCAUACUUCAAGGACUCGAUCGAGUCUAUUGGGGCGACGUUCAUCCCACUCGAUGAGGAGUGUGACUUCUGCCAGUACGACAUCGCGCUGAAGGGCAGCCCUAAUGGGCGUUUCCCCGAGCGCUUGACCCUCUCGCCGGGGCUCGAGACUCUUGCCUUCGACCUGGAGCACGUCUUCAUGCCUUACAUCCCGUCACAAGCCCGCUCAAUCUCACGUGCCCUCGAGCAGACUCAGCUCCGUGAUCCGGCGCGCAAGGUCGUGAUCCUGGCCGAGAAUUCGAUGCUGGGCAUCGUCCCACUCAGGCUUGUCUCUGAUGAGAAGCGCUGCAAGGUGCCCCCAGUCCUUGGGUUGAACGUUGUCCCCCUGACAUGGGAGAGCAUCGACGUUGGCCCAUUCGGGACGGGACUGCCACCGGACUCUACGCCGUCCGGCCGCGCCCGGAACAUAGUCCUCCACGGCCUCGUCCGCAACUUUGCGCUCAAGGGGGCCCUCAAAGCCCUGCGAAAAUAUCUCAUCGAAGCCGGCGCCGAGCCUGAACACAUCCCCGGGCCAGGCGAGCUGGGUUUCAACAUCACCUAUGACCCGCGCGUGUACGACAAGGUCUUCCAGAUGUGCCUCCCCGAGGUCGAGUUCCCGCGGUCCGACCUGCCGGAGCACAUUCAGUUCGUAGGCGGGCUACCACGCAAGCCCAUUCCGGCAAACUACGAGUACCCGCCGUGGUGGAGCGACAUCGUGACCAACUCGGAGUUGCCCACGGACCAGCGUAAGAAGCUUGUCGUGGUGGCGCAGGGUACAUUCGCGAACGACUACAGCGACCUGAUCCUGCCCACAAUCCAGGGCCUCGGGGCGCGCCCUGAAUUCCUCACCGUCGCCAUACUCGGCAAGAAGGGAGCGCGGCUCGAGGCGGAUCUGCCCCCCAAUGCGCGCGUCGCCGACUACUUGCCGUACGACGCCGUGCUGCCGUAUGCAGACGUCUUCGUGCAGGCUGGCAGCUAUGGCGGCUUUCAGCACGGAUUGGUCAACGCUGUGCCAGCGGUUCUAGGGGGUGACACGGAAGAUAAACCCGAGAUUGCGGCGAGGGCUGAGUGGGCUGGAGUAGGGUUCAACUUGAAGACGGGCCAUCCUACUCCCGAACAAGUUGCGCAGGGUGUUGACGAGGUCUUGAAGAACCCCGGCUACAAGAUUAGAAGUGUGGAGUUGAGCAAGCUCAUGAAAGCAACUGAUCCUCUGGCCACGAUUGAAAAGGAGCUGUUUCUCAUGGCAGCGUCCUCAUAA